This is a messenger RNA of Dacryopinax primogenitus, 1008 nucleotides long. Its product is annotated as activator of Hsp90 ATPase. Gene Ontology annotation, cellular component: cytosol. Lineage: Eukaryota; Fungi; Basidiomycota; Dacrymycetes; Dacrymycetales; Dacrymycetaceae. The record is from RefSeq and is a predicted model, not a curated record. The coding region runs from base 1 to 1008 and encodes 335 amino acids. Gene Ontology annotation, biological process: protein folding; positive regulation of ATP-dependent activity. Gene Ontology annotation, molecular function: protein-folding chaperone binding; ATPase activator activity. The transcript is spliced from 8 exons.
AUGUCUGGAAUGAGCAGCACCACCGCCAACUGGCACUGGAAAAAUAAACAACUGAACCAGUGGGGCUCAGCCUGGUUCGAGCGCGAGCUUCCAACAGUCGAAAUCAGUGAGGGAGCGGCGAAGGUUGGUGUUGUGAAGGUGACCGAGGUGGACGGGGAUGUUGAGCUGGGCAGGAGGAAAUCGAAACUCAUUACUAUCUACGACGUGAAGAUCAAUCUGGAGUGGGAAGGAAUGGCGGACGAUGGGACUGAAGUGAAAGGGACGCUGUUCAUUCCCGAAGUCUCGCAUGAGAUCACGGUUGACCAGAUCUCUGAAUAUUCUUACCAAUGGUCACUCACUACCGCUUCGUCUCCUGCCGUCGAUGUGGUGUACAAGCUGGCGAAGACCAAACUGCGCGAAGCGCUGGAGAGCAAGUUUGCCGAGUUCCCGAUCGCUAUUAUUGAAGUACAUGGGAAAGACCUCAUCGUGUCCGCCGCUAACAGCGGCACGGCAACACCCGUAAGUGUGGAAGGCGGCAGUGCCAGUGCGAAUCUGGGAGCAGCGGCAGCGUUCAACCCACCUGUGGCUCAGCCAAAGAGCACGAAGAAGCCGAAAGAGGUACUGAACACAUCGACCGUCGAGAGAGAGGCGAGGUUCAUGGCCAGUGCGGAUGAUUUGUUCGACUUGCUAACCGACGAGCGCCGUAUUCCGACGUGGUCACGCGCCGCAGCUCAUUAUAGGCCCGAGCCUGGUUUUGAAUUCUCGCUGUUUGGUGGAGGUGUGACUGGCCAGAUCACCGACGUUGAUCGACCAAAGAAGAUUGUAUCCACAUGGAAGCUGUCCAGCCCGACAUGGCCUACUAAUCACGCUGGGACGCUUACUAUCGCCUUUGAUCAAGGAUCGGAUUCGACGGAGGUCAAGUUUUCAUUAUCGGGCGUUCCGAAGGGGAUGGAACAGGAGCUGGAGAGUAAUCUGGAGGGAUACUACGUGAGGGGUCUGAAGUCUACUGGGCUCGGUGCGAUUCUGUAA